This is a messenger RNA of Saccharomycodes ludwigii, 3699 nucleotides long. RefSeq names its product inositol polyphosphate kinase VIP1 (gene VIP1). The transcript has a single exon. The record is from RefSeq and is a predicted model, not a curated record. Lineage: Eukaryota; Fungi; Ascomycota; Saccharomycetes; Saccharomycodales; Saccharomycodaceae. The coding region runs from base 1 to 3699 and encodes 1232 amino acids. Gene Ontology annotation, biological process: inositol phosphate biosynthetic process; inositol metabolic process. Gene Ontology annotation, cellular component: cytosol. Gene Ontology annotation, molecular function: inositol hexakisphosphate kinase activity; diphosphoinositol pentakisphosphate kinase activity; 5-diphosphoinositol pentakisphosphate 1-kinase activity.
AUGUCAAAACAAGACUCAAAUAAAUUUGGUGAUAAUGACCAGAUACAGCCACCAUCACUGCCUGAUGUUAAUGCUGCUUCGUCAUCUUCAAUGUCACCACAACUACAAAAAAAUACAAAAAAGGCAAUGGAGUCAAUUGCUCCUAUGUUGGAAGGCUUUAUGCCAAAAACUUCCUCUUCUGAAAAUACUGCUUUGAAAUUACCUCCACCAACUUUACCAAUAACUAGUUCUAGCCCAGACGACACCAUUUCAGAGAUAGUCAGCUUGCAUGAUGAUCAAGCACAACUAGAUUCUUUGGAUAAAACUUUUAAUCAUUCAUUUUCAAAACCACAACUAUCUCCAACUGUUUCCUUACACGAUAUUACUAAUCAUAAACCAAACACGGGGGACUUAUUGGCUAUUCAGCACAAUAUUUCCGAGCAUAUUUUAUCUCCUGUUCCAUCCGCAGUUGCAUCUAGGAAGUCAUCUAUCUCUUCGAUGGGUAUUAGUCAGUCUAAUUCAAUACAACCCAUUAUUACUGCCAUUACUAACACAUCCACUCCUAUUCCCACUAGUACCAUUACCACCGCCACUGCUGAUGUGAAUAAUAACAUAUCCAGUACAAAUACUUCAGCUUGUUCAACUCCUAAAUUAACUUCUACUCCCUCUUCCUUUUCGGAUUCCCUUUCGAAUUUUAAUUCACAGCUUUCUGAAAACGAAGCUCCAACAUCUACAGUAACACAGUUCAAAUCUAAAAUUGGUAAACUAGGUGUUUGUGCUAUGGAUGCCAAAGUUUUAAGUAAACCUUGCCGUCGCAUUUUGAAUCGUUUGAUGGAGCAUGGCGAAUUUGAAACAAUCAUUUUUGGUGAUAAAGUUAUUCUAGACGAAAAUAUUGAAAAUUGGCCAACGUGUGAUUUUUUAAUCAGUUUUUUUAGUAAUGGAUUUCCCUUAGAUAAAGCCAUAAAAUACGUAAAAUUACGUAAACCCUAUAUUUUGAAUGAUCUAGUUAUGCAAAAAGUUUUGUGGGAUAGAAGACUAUGCUUAAGACUUUUAGAAAAGGGAAAUAUUCCUACUCCGGAAAGAUUGGAAAUUAGUAGAGAUGGUGGACCAAAUGUUACUGAUCCAGAUUUAAGCGAAAAAUUGCUGGAAUUGGGUGUUGAUCUUGCACAGACAACUAAGGAACCUUCCUGGAAAAUGCUUAAUGAUGAUACAUUGGAAGUCGAUGGUAAAACCAUGGUAAAACCAUUUGUUGAAAAGCCAGUUGAUGGCGAAGAUCACAACGUUUAUAUUUAUUAUCAUUCCAAAAAUGGGGGUGGUGGGAGACGUUUGUUUAGAAAAGUUGGUAAUAAAAGUUCUGAAUUUGACCCUAACUUGACCUUUAUUAGGACAGAAGGUUCUUAUAUCUAUGAAAAAUUUAUGGAUGCCGAUAACUGUGAGGAUGUGAAGGCGUAUACAGUAGGAGAAAAUUAUUGUCAUGCAGAGACUAGAAAAUCACCAGUUGUGGAUGGCAUUGUUCGUAGAAAUACUCAUGGUAAAGAAAUCCGUUAUAUUACCAAGUUGACUGACGAGGAAAGACAGAUGGCAGGCAGAGUUUCGAAAGUCUUCCAACAAACCAUUUGUGGCUUUGAUUUGUUACGUGUUCAUGGACAUAGUUACGUUAUUGAUGUUAAUGGAUUUUCAUUUGUUAAGGACAACAACGAAUAUUAUGACAAUUGUGCUAAAAUUUUAAGAGAUUUGUUCAUAGAAGCCAAAAAGAAAAUGAAUCUAGAAAAAAGAAAACUUCCUGCCAUUCAAGAGGAAAAGACACAAAAAUGGGUUUUUAAAGGUUUAGUUACUGUUAUCAGACAUGCAGAUCGUACUCCAAAACAGAAAUUCAAGUAUUCAUUUACAUCUCCUAUUUUCAUUUCUUUAUUGAAAGGUCAUAAAGAAGAAGUUAUUAUCAGGAAUGUUAAUGAUCUACAUAUUGUUCUGCAAGCUUUGAAAAUAGCUCGUCAGGAAAACCUGGAGGAUUCAACUAAGCUAGAUGUUUUAACGAAUGCUUUAGAGAAAAAAAUUGAUUUCCCCGGCACCAAGAUCCAACUAAAACCUGUUUUAAAUAAAGAAACUAAAAAUGUUGAAAAGGUUCAAUUUAUCUUGAAGUGGGGCGGUGAACCAACACAUUCGGCUAAAUAUCAAGCUACUGAAUUGGGCGAACAAAUGAGACAAGAUUUUGACUUAUUAAACAAAUCGAUUUUAAAUAAUAUUACUAUUUAUUCUUCAAGUGAAAGAAGAGUUUUAUACAGCGCACAGCUAUGGGCGUCUGCUUUGUUUGGUCAAAAGUUGGAUGACGAAAAUAAUAAAAAGGUUGAUGAAAUUUUAAUUAGAAAAGAUUUAUUGGACGAUAGUAAUGCAGCCAAGGAAUUAAUGGACAAAGUCAAAAAGAAGUUGAAACCAUUAUUAAGAAUGGGCGCAGAAGCACCACCACAGUUUACCUGGCCCCCAAAAAUGCCUGAGCCGUACUUGGUCAUUAAACGUGUAUGCAAGUUGAUGAACUAUCACAAGAAAAUUAUGGAACACAAUUUUGCUACCAAGGACGUUAAUCAUAUGCAAGCAAGAUGGUGCUGUGGUGAAGAUCCAAUGUUAUUUAAAGAAAGAUGGGACAAGUUAUUUAAAGAAUUUGUUAAUGUUGAAAAAGCUGAUCCCUCUAAGAUUUCUGAGUUGUAUGAUACUAUGAAGUACGACGCAUUGCACAACAGGGAGUUUUUAGAAAAUAUUUUUAGUGCUGAUGAUCAAGACUAUGACGAGAAUUUGGUUACUAGUUCCUUAGUUGAUCGUUAUCCUAUCAAUAUUUUGGCUAGAAAUAACUUUAAAAUUACUAAUGAGGAUAACACGGGUGGUAAUACCAUUGUUCCAAAAACAAGCAGAAGUGUUUCGAUGACUUCCAAUACGAGCUCCGUUACUUCAGUCACUGCCAGCUCAAUUGGUAGUAACACACCGACUACACCUACAAACACUGCUAAAAGCAACAGUGUCGGCUCUUUAGGUUGGGUUUUGGAGAGUGGACAUAACCCUGUGAGAAAGCCUACCUCUGCUUUUGAUGGUCCUAAAUUCAUUCAAUUGAGAGAGUUGUACAGACUUUCUAAGGUCUUGUUUGAUUUUAUUUGUCCUCAAGAGUACGGUAUUGAGGAUGGCGAAAAAUUGGACAUUGGCCUAUUAACAUCUUUGCCAUUAGCCAAGCAAAUAUUAAAUGAUAUCGAUGCAAUGAAGUCCAAGGAUGAACCGGCAUGUGUUGCUUAUUUUACCAAAGAGUCGCAUAUUUAUACCCUAUUGAAUAUUCUAUAUGAAAGUGGUAUUCCAAUGAGAAUUGCUAGGAAUGCUUUACCCGAAUUGGAUUAUUUGUCGCAAAUUAACUUUGAACUAUAUGAAAGUCUUGAUAAAAUCACGGGUAAGAAAUCGCAUGCCAUUAGAUUAAAGUUGUCUCCAGGUUGUCACACUCAAGAUCCUCUAGAUGUUCAAUUGGAUGAGAAACAUUACAUUAGUUGCAUUCCAAAAAUCUCCUUGACUAAGCAUUUAGAUGCAGAUUAUGUUACUCAGAAAUUGAGACGCAAGUUUACCAGGGUUAGAAUGCCCCAGAAAUUCACCCCUGUUAAUAUUACCAGUCCAAAUCUAAGUUUUAAGAAAUAUUCUGGUACUAUUAAAAGUUUAGAAGACGAGACUAAGGAAAAGCAGCAAAAAUUGUGA